This is a messenger RNA of Orbicella faveolata, 2051 nucleotides long. RefSeq lists its product as uncharacterized. The record is from RefSeq and is a predicted model, not a curated record. NCBI's taxonomy places the organism in Eukaryota, Metazoa, Cnidaria, Anthozoa, Scleractinia, Merulinidae.
AUACUCCGUGAGGUUUGCGGUCAAUAACCUAAAGGCCAAGGAUAGCGAAUUCCCACUAUCAUUGGCUGCUAGUUUUCCCGCAGUACAAUCGCGCAUAUUUCAAGACAAGUUUUAUUUUAAUUCCUACAUUCAGUGGUCUGUCGAUCCACGCAAAGGUAUCUUUGAGUGGAAAAGCAACUUGGAAUUUUCCCCUUGGUUUUACCUUUUACAGUUCAAAUGACACGGUAACAGAACAAAUUGUUGACAGAUAUCCGAGAAGGCGUCUCGACAUUUUUCAUGGAUGAAGACAAAAGCACUGUAUAAAGAAAUUUUACUUUUUUAGGUCUUCGUCAACAGUGAACUUCAUGAAAUAUACCUUGAGCAAUACAAUGGGAAUUGUCAAGUUCUUCUGCAAGCUUUUCGCCCGCGGCAUGUGCAAGAAUUUCAAGCUGAGAGCAUGCGGAAAGAAAUCCUUUUGUGUCUUGCGAUCGCGAGAUCAGAGUAAAGUCAAGUGCUUUCAACCUGGACGGAGAUUGUUUACAAAAGCUGGCAAACAUUUAAUGAGCGACCAAGAAAUCUGUAUACCAACAGCAAGGGAGGCAUUGCAACCAAUUUACGUGACUGAAAUCACAAAGAAUUUUCCAUCGGAAAUUUUGAUGCCUUUCGCUUCCGCAAGACAAGAACGUAGUGAAAUCAAUCUCCUUAGCAGUGGAAACCUAGAUGAGGAUUCUAUUGGCGAUUCGCAAAUUUCAGUUUUUUCUGAGGAAAAUGCAAUAACAGAGAUUUUUGCGUGGGUUUACAGUAUGGAUGUCAAUGAUGAACAGAACAUUCCGGAUGAAUUUAACAAGUCAUCUGUUCAUGAAAGUUAACUCAGUACUCAGAGGAAAACAAAUUAAUAUAAAGACAUUACCAAGCUAUAUAAUUGUGGUAUUGUUAUGGAUUUAAAGGAGUUUAUCCCAAGAUUGGUCUGCUGAAUGGGAUGCAAUGAUAUUUGACCUGAUGAUUUAUCGCGAGUUAAAAGAUUCCCCAGCAUAGGCUGUGCAAAUUAACAACAAGCUGGCCGAAGCUGAGGACAGGCUAAAGAUGAUAUAUUAUUAGCGUCGACGGGAUAUCUGCUGUUUUUAGUUGUCGUAAUUCAAGCAACAGGAAAGGCUAACAACAAUGUUUUCGUAAUUGUUUCAGUCAUUGUUCGGAAAUCUUCGUUUAUCUUUCACUUGGGUCUGCCACACGACUUUUCCCGCCUCCCAUGAUCUGUGCACGUGACCUGUUUAAGCCAAUAGGGACACGUAAAAUCGGCGAGUUGUAGUCACAGAAUACCACGUAUGGCUCAGUUGAUUCAAAUAUAUUGAAAACAACCUAGGUUGACGAGAACUGGCCUUAGACACCUGUUUUCAUAUAUUUGAACUGCAUCAACGGGAAAUAAAACAAAUAUGUAGAGACUAGCUUGUCAUUGGUGGUUAGACUAUCUCGAUUACAUUUUGCAUGUUACUUUAAACAGAUCAAAGUGAAUAUAUUUUUCUUCUAAUUAACAACUUUUGGUACGUGGAGCCUUGGAACAAAAUAUUCUUCAGUAGAAUAUAUGACAUAAUAUCCCCUUAAAAGACAAAAUGAAGUGCACAUAUAUUCAUUAGAUUAAGACUGAAAGUUUAUGAUAAUCAAAUGAACCUCGAAUGUUUUCGACUCUGUUAUUCUCUGGAUUAUGUUCAUUGUCGUAAACAUCCGUUAACAUUUUAUAUUUUUUAGCCUUACUCUUGUCUUUGUACCAUGCUAUAGAAAAUGCAGCCAAUCAGAAUACAGGAAAGACGUCAUUACACCAAACCUUCCCAGCCGCGGACGCGUAUGUCGUAUUAACUGUGUUGCCCACAUCAUUUUCUAUGGCGUGGUAUAAAAUAGUUAUAAUUAUGCAACGUUCUCUCGUGGUAUACUAGGAAAAUCCCCCUUGUCAUUUGUAUUUUCUUGUUAUCCACACUCGCCUAAAUGGUCAUGUGUGUAUUAAUUCGCCAUUGCCACAUCCCGCAUAAUACACCUUGUUUGCUCCCAAAAUCCUGCAUAACCUUUGUUUCCCAUUUCUC